Messenger RNA from Staurois parvus, 246 nucleotides. NCBI's taxonomy places the organism in Eukaryota, Metazoa, Chordata, Amphibia, Anura, Ranidae. The record is from the annotation of a GenBank genome assembly.
CCUGUCACUGCCCAUCAAUGCCACUUGCCAGUGCCACAUCAAUGCCACAUCAGUGCCUCCUCAUCAGUGCCCAUCAGUGCUGCCUAUCAGAGCCCAUCACUGCAGCCUCAUUAGGCACAUCAGUGAAGGAGAAAAAUCACUUAUUUACAAAAUUUUAUAACAGAAACUAAUAAAAUACUUUUUUUUCAAAAUUUUCAGUUGUUUUUGGUUUGUUUAGCAAAAAAUAAAAAACCCAGAGGUGAUUAA